Messenger RNA from Ochotona curzoniae (black-lipped pika), 1892 nucleotides. RefSeq names its product starch binding domain 1 (gene STBD1). Gene Ontology annotation, molecular function: starch binding. The coding region runs from base 1 to 996 and encodes 331 amino acids. Gene Ontology annotation, cellular component: membrane. The record is from RefSeq and is a predicted model, not a curated record. The transcript has 2 exons. NCBI's taxonomy places the organism in Eukaryota, Metazoa, Chordata, Mammalia, Lagomorpha, Ochotonidae.
AUGGGCGCCGUCUGGUCGGCCCUGCUGGUCGGAGGGAGUCUGGCCGGGGCCCUUUUCGUGUGGUUACUGCGGGGCGGCCCCGGGGACGCGGGGAUCAGCAAGGGCGCGGAGCCGGAUAAGGAGGCCCCUGCUAGGGAGGCUGCGACUCCCGGAGGCCGUCCGGGAGGCGGCGACGACAGCGGCGGCCUGAGCCCUGGCCCUGGCAAGCGGGAGCUGGACAGUAAAGCAGAGCAAUAUCAAGAAAGCAACGGAAGGUUGAUUUCUGAAACCAAAGACCUUGGCCACCUGCAGGAGGCAGCAUGGCGACAGCAGAACGCUAAAGGAGGUGUCCGCACUGGCUCCCGGGAGCCUGUUCCUUCUGCGAAUGGCAGCUCCGGGAGCCAUUCGGGAAGUCAAAGUCUGGAAUCUCCUAGAGGAGAAUGGCGAUUUCAGCAUGAACGAGAGGUGCUGGCUAAAGCCGGGCAGCAGCUGCCUUCUAGCAAGACACCUGUGGACAGCACAGAAGUGGGUGUUGCCCAGCUGGACAGUCAGGGUGCUGCUGACCAGGAUUGGGAAAUGGUGUCCAGGCACUCAUCUUGGGGGGACAUUGGUUUGGGAGGUAACCUAGAGCAGGGAACAGAGGGUGGCUGGAACUUUGUGGAAGCAGGAGGUCGAGAAACAGAUGUGAAACCAGGCAGAGUGGUGGCCACAUCAGCAGAGGCCCAGCAAGUUAGCAUCAGGUUCCAGGUGCAUUAUGUGACGGGCACUGAUGUCGAGUUCAUUGCGGUGACUGGAGACCAUGAGCAUCUCGGCAGGUGGAACACUUACAUCCCGCUCCGCUGUAACAAGGAUGGCCUCUGGUCUCACUCUGUUCUCCUGCCGGCAGAUACCGUGGUGCAGUGGAAGUUUGUGUUGGUGGAGAAUGGGGGAGUCACUCGCUGGGAAGAAUGCAGCAAUAGGGUCCUAAAGACUGGCCGUGGGGAUCAAGUGGUUCACGGGUGGUGGGGAAUUCCCUGAUGGAGUCUGCUGAGUGUGAGACACUUCAGCUGCUGCAGCUGGAGGUAAAGUUAAGACAGUGGACUGGGUAGCACACUGAAGAUCCUAAAAGUGGCAUGACUCCAGACUUAGCCAAUGGAGCUGUUUCAGACUUGCUAGUGACUUGAGUCUAAUGUUGUGGUGGUGGUGAUGAUGCUUCCGGUGAAGCUGGACUUUUCCCCAAUGACAAUGAUGGAUUUGUGCUGAUCCAUCAUUACUUUGGGCCUUGAUCCUAUUUGGGGAGUGACCCCUUAAGCUUCUUGAACUGUGGAGCACAAAACCUGACCCAUGGCAGAGUUCCAGUUUCGGCCGUAAGUGAUUCUCAGACCACAGAGCCAAAGAAUCACAGUCAGAAAUAGCUGCCUUUCUAUUGGUCCGACUGAGCAAGUGCUCCUUAUGAUGGGCACAUUUCAGGUAUAGUUACCGCCCCACUGUUAGCAGGACCAGGAGACAUGACUAGGGAGGGGACAGGUGUGGCUGGGAUGUACCCAGCUUUUCUGUUUGAUUGUGCCGGGGCAGUUUUAAUGACAGCGAGUGGGUCCUUAACUUACUGGUCUGUUGAUGGCCUGGAGACGACAGUUACAUCCAUCAUGGGAGCAGCCCACAGGAAUGGGGACUUGAACGGGGUUAGGACAUGGGCUGAGCAGAUGGGGGUAGGCUAAGGGCCAGGUUAUUGCAAGGAAGGCCUUACAAGACAGCCUCUGUCCACUGUGCCUCUCUCCCCCAAGGCCCUCCAGCAACUGUUUCACCAGUCACCGCCCUCCCUCUCCUUUUAUAGCAGUAGUUAUCUUAGCUAGUGCAUUGAUACAGGACAGAAAUACAACCUGGCCUGGAGAAGAAAUAAGCAUAUUUAAAUUAUUGUAAGUGAAUAAAUAAUA